Messenger RNA from Drosophila santomea, 718 nucleotides. RefSeq names its product vacuolar protein-sorting-associated protein 25 (gene Vps25). Gene Ontology annotation, molecular function: structural molecule activity; protein homodimerization activity. Gene Ontology annotation, cellular component: ESCRT II complex. The record is from RefSeq and is a predicted model, not a curated record. The transcript has 2 exons. Gene Ontology annotation, biological process: protein transport to vacuole involved in ubiquitin-dependent protein catabolic process via the multivesicular body sorting pathway. Bases 110 to 634 code for a protein of 174 amino acids. Lineage: Eukaryota; Metazoa; Arthropoda; Insecta; Diptera; Drosophilidae.
GUUGGUUUUUCAAUGGCAUGGUAUUCUGCUGUGCAGCGCAUUUGGUCACUCUAAGCCAUUAGUAAUUUCAUCCAUGGAAAAACAAAUGUUUAGUUCGUAGUUCAUCAGCAUGACGGAAUUCCAAUGGCCCUGGGAGUACACCUUCCCCCCGUUCUUUACAUUGCAGCCCCACGAAGAAACCAGACAGCAGCAGCUGAAGGUCUGGGCAGAUCUCUUUCUCAAAUAUCUCAGGCACACGAAUAGGUUUUCGCUCAGUAUAGGGGACCAAAACUCGCCGCUGUUUCACAACGAAUCCCUGAAGCGCCGCCUCUCGCCGGAGCUCGUCCUGGCCAUCCUGGGCGAACUGGAGCGGACCGGGCAUGCGAAUCCGCUGGACAAGAAACGCCAGGAAUGGCAGGUUUACUGGUUCACCCUGGAGGAGUACGGCAACAUGGUGUACGAUUGGGUGCAGGAAACGGGUCAGACGAACACCAUCUGCACGCUGUACGAGAUCGCCUCCGGCGAAAACACUUCCCACCUGGACUUUCAUGGCGUGGACGAAGUGGUGUUGCUCAGUGCCCUCCGGUUACUGGAGGAGAAGAGCAGGUGUGAGCUAACCGAGAUGGACGGCAGUCACGGCGUUAAAUUCUUCUAAAUUUCCAUGCUGUUUGUUAGCCUUGUUAGCACCCCGAACUAUGUAUGUCCUUAUACAUUAAAGAGUAAACUAGUGUAAAGUGUA